CACAAGCCAGGCUUUAUCCUGCCUGACUGUCCCGCUCACUUAGACCUCACAGGAAACUCCCGACUCCCCCGGCCCUCACACACUCAUUCAUUACCACUCACCACACUUUUUACUCACACAUACUCCCACCGGCUGACCAGAGAGAGGAUGGCUGCGUCCAUGUGGAGGAUGAAUGGCCCCUGGAGAAGGAUGGCUGGAGUUCUGUUGCUCUGCGCUCUGAUGCUUAGCAAUGAGGUGAUGUGUCAAGAAAAUCCGGCAACAGAUGCACCUGAUCUGGCUGUAGACACUGACAUGGCAAAUGACACUAUCGAUGUAGGGGCUACUCCAACUGUCGCUCUCGGGGAAGAAUCUUCUGCUUCUGCUGCCCCUCAAAAUAGCACAUUCCUAGCAACCAUUGUAAGUAUUGCACUUGGUAACGGCCAGGAUGAAGACACCUCGGGCACCACAGGCACCACUGCUGCCCCCAUUGUCGAAGUCAACAUGGUCCCAGAUGGCGCCCACAUUGUUAGAACAGUGGUGCCCGAUGUGGUGUGUGUUGGAAAGGAGGACGUCCCAGAGAAUAAUGCUGUCAAGGCUGCGUUGGCAACAGAUGAUUGUCAAGUAACUAAAGACAUUAUUCAGCGGAAUCCUGCAAGUUGGUGCCACAAAGAAAACUGUAAUCUAAAAAUCUUCCAAGAUGGCAACACGGCGCUGGUGGCCAGUGAUGAUGCUAACUUGGCUACUUUGGCUGACGCACUCAAGAGUGAACAACUGAAAGAAAAGCUGGGUGUGACAAAGACUGAAACCCCGCCUUCAUCAAGUUCCUCUGUCUUUGUGGGAAUCCUCGUCACUGGUCUGCUUGCUGCCCUUGCAAUCCCUCUUGGUUACCUCAAAUGCCAACGCAGGACUGACACCAAGGGAGUGAGGCUGGCAGAGGAGGCCCAUCCAGUAGAUCAGGAGAACCAGGGGAACACUCUUGUAUCUGUGGCCCCCCUCAUCCCCCCUCCGGAAACCCCGGCGAAACCCAGCAUAAAUGGAGAGUCCCCGGAGGCAGACAAGACCCAGCCUCCUCCUCCCACCAACGGCCACUCCACCACCAAGACAGCCGACACCGAGAUGUGAAAUGGUCUACAAAUAAUUGUAACCCAAGAAUGACCCCGAAAAACACACAACAAC
Molecule: messenger RNA, 1155 nt
Organism: Pseudoliparis swirei
Lineage: Eukaryota; Metazoa; Chordata; Actinopteri; Perciformes; Liparidae
Gene: cd34
Product: CD34 molecule
Exons: 8
Coding region: 148-1101 (317 amino acids)
Biological process (GO): cell adhesion
Cellular component (GO): membrane
Source: RefSeq, a predicted model, not a curated record